Molecule: messenger RNA, 891 nt
Organism: Ambispora gerdemannii
Lineage: Eukaryota; Fungi; Glomeromycota; Glomeromycetes; Archaeosporales; Ambisporaceae
Source: the annotation of a GenBank genome assembly
AUGAUUCAAGAUCCUUUUCAAACUCCGAAAAACUAUAACAAUAGUAAUGAGUCAAACGCGUUUGCUCGACCACAAACACUAUUAUCACGUCAAGAACCACCACAACAACAAUUAAGUCAUCCACCAACAAUUCUGUCACUGAAUCCGUCACCGUCUUUUAACUCGCGGCAAAUUCUGCAGUAUCCACCUCCAUCCUCCUCUUCUGCCUCUCCUUCGUUAACUUCACUCGUUGUUGCAUUACCACAUUCACCACCACCACAGCAGCAACCCUUGUUAUCAUUCGAGGAAAUACAAGAGGCCUUUAAGCGCGUGAUUGAUUUUGCUAAGCGUGAUGAAAUGUUUGACGCAUUUAAUUUGCUCUCUAGUAUCACAUCUAAUGUGGUGACUAAUUGCGAGCGAUUCGGAUUAACAUCAGAUGAAAGUUUUUCAAUCGAUCGAGAGGGAUUCUGGAAAAAAUUGAACGACUGUUGGUUAUAUGCAAUAUCGCAAGUAAACAAAAACUAUUCAAAACAUCACCAACAACAAUCACAAUCUUUGCCAUCUCAAGAACAACAACAGCAGCCACCACAGCGUAUCGGAAAAGAAUAUUUAUAUAAACUCCGUGAAUCCGUGGUAUCUUGGGCGGACGUAUUGGAAAGAUAUGGAUUAGUGGAUUAUGAGAUGGGUUAUUGGGAGCAAGCCUUUCUUGAUGCUAUUGAUUCACAAAUUAAUCUCUUGUCACUUCAUAACAUCAGUGACGAUAUUCACAACAACACACCAACUCGUCAUACAUCAUCAACUCACAAUGAUUCUAACGUGUUUCAUCGACAACAACAGCAACAAAGAGUUUCUAAUACUACGGCAAUGGACGUUAAAUUCCACGGAAAUACUGGAUUUGCUUCGUCGUCUUGA